GUCCGUCGCAAACGUCCAGCAUGAGUCUGUUUCCUCAGAGCUUCAUCGCAGGCCUCAUCUUAAUGUCAGCGUCUGUGUGUUUCAGUAAACUGCCUUGUAAAGAGGGUCACAGCGGUCCAACCUACGAGUCCAUGCAGGCCGUGUUCGACCUGCAGCCCUUCAGGCCGGCCGUAAACCUCAGCAAUCCCACCAUCACCAACAUCUCCUUCACCCUGUACGCUGUCCUCGGAGUGAAUGAGAAAACCCAGAUACUCACUACUUUCUUGUGGCUCAGACUGUACUGGCACCACGAGUUCCUGGUUUGGGAGCCUGAUGAGUGCGACGGCGUCACCAGGAUUUCUCUACCCGUGAAGCAGCUCUGGUCUCCGGACAUCAUCGUUUAUGAGUUUGUGGAUGACGAUGUUUCCCAGGCGUGUCCGUACGUCUACGUUAACCACACAGGUCACAUCCGCUGGGACAGGAUGCUGCGGCUCGUCUCCGCCUGCAACCUGGAGAUCUUCAGUUUUCCUUUUGACGUGCAGAAUUGCACAUUCACAUUUGGCUCCUACAUGCACACCAUACGGGACGUGAGGGUCAGUCCAGCCCUGACUUUUGAGGAGAUGUCUGGAAACUCAAAACGUUACCUGGAAGCCAGUGGAGAGUGGGAGCUGGUGGACAUACUGGGAGAGACGUCCAUCCUUCAGUUUGGCAUCGACGAGUGGGACAUCAUCACCUUCUGGGUGGUCAUAAAGCGGCGUCCGGUGCUCUACGUGGUCAACCUGCUCAUCCCAAGCUCCUUCCUCAUGCUCAUUGACAUCCUGUCCUUCUACCUGCCGCCACACAGCGUCGACCGGGCCUCCUUCAAGAUGACCCUCAUCCUGGGCUACACCGUCUUCCUGCUCAUCAUGAACGACCUGCUGCCCAGCACAGCCAACGGCACUCCCAUCAUAGGCAUCUAUUUCUCAGUGUGUCUGGCCCUCAUGGUCAUCAGUCUGCUGGAGACCGUCAUCAUCACCAACGUCCUCCACCACAGCUCCAUGAAGUAUCAGGAGGUUCCAAACUGGGUGAGGGUGGUCGUCCUCAAACACAUAGCCACCCUCAUCUGCUACCGCUGGCCGGAGGACGUCCGGCCUCCUUCCAUGUCGCAGAGGGACAAACCUGAAAGCACAAAUGGAAGCUCAGGCCCACAGAUCAUCCAGCCAGCCGGCCGAGCUCCUGACCAGCAACCGACCAGCAACGGAGGUGCAGCUGCUCCUCCUGAGCUGCAGCAGAUCUGUCAGUACCUGGGCGACCUCCGCCUUCACCUCACCUCCCUGCAGAAGGAGAGCGAGCUGCAGGACCAGUGGUGCCACGUGGGAUACGUCCUCGACUUCCUGCUCUUCCGCAUCUAUCUGCUGCUCAUCACCUGCUACGCUCUGGUCAUCAUCUCCAUGUGGUGCGUCUGGAUCAGCCAGUCCUGA
Molecule: messenger RNA, 1439 nt
Organism: Stegastes partitus (bicolor damselfish)
Lineage: Eukaryota; Metazoa; Chordata; Actinopteri; Pomacentridae
Product: 5-hydroxytryptamine receptor 3A
Exons: 9
Coding region: 21-1439 (472 amino acids)
Biological process (GO): monoatomic ion transmembrane transport
Cellular component (GO): postsynaptic membrane
Molecular function (GO): extracellular ligand-gated monoatomic ion channel activity; transmembrane signaling receptor activity
Source: RefSeq, a predicted model, not a curated record